This is a messenger RNA of Ectocarpus sp. CCAP 1310/34, 375 nucleotides long. The record is from the annotation of a GenBank genome assembly. Lineage: Eukaryota; Phaeophyceae; Ectocarpales; Ectocarpaceae.
UGCUGCUUAAGGGGAAGAUCUAUGGCUUGCCGGGGUCCCAAGGAACGCGAUGGAGUAACUUUCGCGAGUGGGCGAAGAACCAACAUCCCGUCCUGAGCAUGUUCUUCGCGCACGAGCUCCACCCCUUCAGUAGAACGGAGCGACUGAGUGUGAUGAUGUGCUACUUGUGCUGGGCCUUCUUCAUCACAGUUGUCUUCGAAUACGGCAACAAGGACCAAGCCGCAAUCUGCAACGCCGGGUGCAAUAAUACGUACAGUGGUCGGUUAUCGGGAGAAUAUUAUUCCCAGCAGAUCUGCGGUCCCGGGAGCGGGAGCAACGAAGAUACGGUAAUAAUCGGCCCGGCUGCUUUGUCUUCUGGUCUGGUUAGGUGGUCCU